This is a messenger RNA of Postia placenta MAD-698-R-SB12, 786 nucleotides long. RefSeq lists its product as hypothetical. The transcript has a single exon. The record is from RefSeq and is a predicted model, not a curated record. NCBI's taxonomy places the organism in Eukaryota, Fungi, Basidiomycota, Agaricomycetes, Polyporales, Adustoporiaceae. The coding region runs from base 1 to 786 and encodes 261 amino acids.
AUGGGCUCGCCCACCCACAACGAGUCUAUCAUGAAUGUGGCCUCGGCGGCAGCCACCCCAAUGACGCGUCCCAAAGCCACACCUGAGAAUCGGGAUGACACUCUUAUGCUGCAGCUGGCGCCUCCGCGCACGACCGCUCAGCAUACUCCACAAACUGCACCAUCUACUUCCACGGGCUCGCACUCGACUGUCAAGGCUCCCAUGCGUUGGGCACACGGUGUCAGAUUUAACGGUCCUCUCGAUGAGGAGGAUAAACACUUCAUUCGUCAGCUGGAGAAGAUAGAAGCUAGCAAGGCCAACCGCGUAGCGUUUGCUAGGGCGCGGUCCACGAUGGAGCGUGGAGCUGCUUUGGGUACGCUCAACGCCGAACAAGCCGCAGGAUGGAAAUCGGCGGCAGCACGGCAGCGACAGUUCCAGGAAGAGACCACCAGGCGUGCUCGUCGAGAGAAAGAACGACUCACGAAGGUGUUUUCGACGUACAACUACAAAUGGAUGCAGCUUGAAAGUCUUGCUCCGUGCAAGCCCUUCUCAUUCGAAUUCGUGAAUUUCCCUUGGCCCGUGCUUGAACCGGUGGUGACACGCGAGGAUAUCACCGAGGAGCGAGUACGAGAAUUCAUCUUGCAUCCCUUAUGGAUGCCUGGCCAAUCCAAUGCUGCGAAGCUCGAACUUGCCCUGGAGAAAUGGACUAAAAAGAUCCCGCGUAUUGCAUUCGAACCGGAAGAAACAUAUUCAAUCAUAGAAUCGCAAGACGAUGUUGUGCACAUACUGUCGCACAUGACAUUGUGA